Drosophila miranda is the source of this 4796-nucleotide messenger RNA. RefSeq names its product 5'-AMP-activated protein kinase subunit gamma-1 (gene SNF4Agamma). The coding region runs from base 432 to 4556 and encodes 1374 amino acids. The transcript has 13 exons. The record is from RefSeq and is a predicted model, not a curated record. Lineage: Eukaryota; Metazoa; Arthropoda; Insecta; Diptera; Drosophilidae.
UAGUUGUGGAUGUUGUUAUGUUUUUUAUUGUUUUUCUUCCAACACGAUUCUAGCCCAAUUUAUAGUGUAAAAAUAAAACGAAAGCGUUGCCUAAUCGCGAAAUUGUUUACAAAAUUCAAGAGUAUAAUAGUGUUCUCGUCCGUUCACAUAACUGUGACGGUGACGGUGACAGUAACUGUGCCAGUGCAUUUUUGUGUUUUAAAUUUCCAUUCAACAAGAGAAUCAACAUUAUUUCCAGUGGCUGAUUAGCAAGAACAAAAGAUCCCCAAGGAUAUCAGGCGGCAUAUCAAUGUCGUGCAAAAGAAAAUAUUUGUGACAGCGAGUGAGAGACAUCAGAGAGAGAUAGACAGAGAGAGAAACAGAGCAAGAGAGUGCUCGCAUCCAAAGAUCAUCCCAAAAAAAAAAAAACAAAAAGGAAAACAAUCCCACAAAUGGCAUCGCCACCACCUGGCGACUGCAUUGAGGAGAAGGAGCAUGUGAAACAGCAGCCAGCGGCGGGACAGCCGGCAGAGGAGAAGCCUGAUCCCGCCUACCUGGAGGACACCUUCGAAUGCGCCUUCGAGUCGACGAUGGAGGGCCUGGAGGAGCAGGACGGCUACGAGUCCGACUCCGAGCCAGAUUCGGCUGCAUCUUCAGGCAGUUUGCAGACGCAUCUGCAGCCGCAGACAGAGCGGGAGUCGCGGGGUCUGGUGCCCCACGGACCCCAUAUCGAUGCCCAGAUGCUCAAGUGCCUGCCGCGAUCCAAUUCCUUCGAUUUCCAAAGCAGCAGCAGCGACGACGAGGAGGAGCAGGACGACGAUGACGAUGUGGAUGAAGUGCAUCUCAGUUUGAGCCUGAGCCUCAGCGGCAAGUUCGGCAAGGAUCUGUACGCCAUGAAUCCGCGUCCGGGCUACCUCCUGCCGCCCUUCACCGAAAGGCGGCGGCUCUCCCAAUGCAAGGAAGAGGAUGAUGAGGAUGGAGAUGGGGAGAAAUCUCUUCAGACAGGUGGCACGGACGCUUCCAAAGCCGAGAGAGCCUCCAAAGCGCCGCCACGUCCGCCCACGCCCCAGGACGAGGCCUCCAAAGAGCGGUUCAAGGAUCUGGAGCGGCUAAGGCAACAGUUUAUGCACAAAAUCGACAGAAUCAACACGCGGAACAUCGAGGAGAAUGCGGCGCCACCACCACCGCCUCCACCGCCACCCCCGAUACCAGCGACCAUUCUCCCCAAGGCUCUGAAGGAGCUGCUGCACACAGAGGAGCCGGCUGCCCCUCUGCCCCCAAAGGAAAUCCCUCCGCCAGUGGACAGGGAGAAGCCACCCACCUCGCCGUUGCCUCUGCCCUCAGAGCCGCCGCUCAUCAUAAAUGGCAAAUUCAAGGUGUCUCUGGCCCAGGAGACGCCUCCGGAACUGCGUGUGGAGGCGCAGCAAUUGGCGAAACUGCGUGCCUCCUCCAAUGCGCACACCAUCAGCUUUCCCUCCAGCUUCGGGGGCUACUCCUCGGUCCAAGGACUGUUCUCGCAGCGCUACGGCUCGCACAAGUUUCCCCCGUCAGCCACGCCACAUCUCUCCAAGCAGUUCUUCGAGCCAUCGCUGGUGGAGAUCCGCACCAGUAAUGUGGCUCUGAAUACAGCCGGACUCCCAAACCAAAGCCUCCAUUGUGAUACCCAAAGCUUAGCCAUUAAGCCUCUGCAGGCGCCUCCGCCUAGGACGCCCAGCGAGCGAGAGCUGGACGACAUCUGGAUACGACGUACGACGCCACCCGCUGCCACGUACGGGGCAAAACCUGCGGGGCCGAGACCUGUGUCCCUGGGAGGGGCAUCCACGAUGCCACGUUUGCAGAGGAGCGCGAGCAGUGCCUCCACAUCGAGUCCACCGCGACCGCUGCAGGCCUCGGGAUCGGUCUCGGGUUCCGUUUCGGAUGAAGAGCAGGAUGGCUCGGCCGCUGGAAGCCGUCCGCCAGGAUCUCGGCCUUCAAGCGCACCCGCAGAACCCAAUGCAAAGGCGGCGAAAAAGGCCUACAAAAAGAUGGAAAAGGAGCAGCGCCGCCAAGAGAAGGAGCAAUCCCGCAGGGAGAAGGAGGCCCGCAAAAUGGAGCGCGAGACAGCGCGACGGAUCGAGCGGGAGGCCGCCAAGUUGGAGAAAUUUAAUCGCCACAGCGAAAAGAUCUCACGCAGCACCGAGCGCAUGUCGGGAGUCGGUGGAGGCUCGCGUUCCGGUUCCCUGGAGCGGAGGCGCAGCGGCGAGGACUCGCCGGUGCUCAAUCAGUCUACAGUCCAUGGCAUCGCGUCGCCCAAUCGUCGGCCCACGAUCUUCGAUGUGUUCCGGCCGCGCGCCAAGUCGGAUGCCAAGCGGCAGAAGGAGAAGCAUCUGCUGGAUCCCUCCUCGGCGGACAGCAGUGCCGGCAGCAGCACGUACUCCGUGUCCGGCGGACCAACACCUGUCUCCGGCGCCGCUGCCACUGCAGCAGGUGGGGCAGGUGCGGCAACGGGAGUGGCGGGAGCUGGAGCUGGGGGUGCCGGGGCAGGCCUUAUGAACUCGAUGAAGGUGGCAAUGCAGAACUUUGGCCACCGCCAGCAUCCCGCCGUGACGAUAACCAAUGCCGAUGGCACAGUGUCUGCGAAAAGCAAGUACAAAGAUGGCAGCGCCCAUCCGCAUCAGGGUAGCGACGCGCAGUAUUACCACACGGUGACGGCAGUGCGUCCGAAUGCAACGCAACGCUCGCCUAUGACCAAGGUGAUGGAUCUGUUCCGGCAUCGCUCCAAUUCGGCCGUCAGCGAAGCGGACAAACGUAAAGCGCGCGUUGCGGCGCAUCAACAACAAUUGGCUGUACAAAGUGCUCAUAUGCGUCGCGCGUCUGCGGAUCUGGAGAAACGACGCGCCUCUGUGGGGGCUGCCGGUCGAGGAUUACGCGGCGAUGGCACACUGGACCCAUACCAUGCGGCUAUACUGUUCAGAGAUUCCAGAGGGCUGCCUGUAGCUGAUCCGUUCCUAGAGAAGUGCAAUCUAUCUGAUUUUGAAGAGGACGACUCACAGAUCUUUGUCAAGUUCUUCCGCUUCCACAAGUGUUACGAUCUGAUACCCACAUCCGCCAAGCUCGUGGUCUUUGACACACAGCUGCUCGUGAAGAAAGCCUUCUAUGCACUCGUCUACAACGGCGUGAGGGCGGCACCGCUCUGGGAUUCGGAGAAGCAGCAGUUUGUGGGUAUGCUGACCAUCACGGACUUUAUCAAGAUCCUGCAAAUGUAUUACAAGUCGCCCAACGCCUCCAUGGAGCAGCUCGAAGAGCACAAACUGGACACGUGGCGGAGUGUGCUGCACAAUCAGGUGAUGCCGUUGGUCAGCAUCGGACCGGAUGCCUCCCUCUACGAUGCCAUCAAAAUUCUCAUCCACAGCCGCAUUCACCGCCUGCCCGUGAUCGAUCCGGCGACCGGCAAUGUCCUCUACAUCCUGACACACAAACGCAUACUGAGGUUCCUCUUCCUAUAUAUUAACGAACUACCAAAGCCCGCGUACAUGCAAAAGAGUCUGCGCGAACUGAAGAUCGGAACGUACAGCAACAUCGAGACCGCCGACGAGACCACGAGCAUCAUUACAGCGCUCAAGAAGUUUGUGGAGCGACGCGUCUCGGCGCUGCCCCUGGUGGAUGCCGAGGGUCGUCUGGUUGAUAUUUAUGCAAAGUUUGAUGUGAUUAAUCUCGCUGCUGAGAAAACCUACAACGAUCUCGAUGUAUCGCUGCGCAAGGCCAACGAGCAUCGCAACGAGUGGUUUGAGGGCGUUCAAAAGUGCAAUCUGGACGAAGCGCUCUACACCAUAAUGGAACGCAUUGUGCGGGCGGAGGUGCAUCGCCUGGUGGUAGUCGAUGAGCACCGCAAGGUUAUUGGCAUCAUCUCGCUAUCAGACAUCUUGCUCUACCUGGUUCUGCGGCCAAGUGGCGAGGGCGUCGGCGGAUCCGAGAGCUCACUGCGUGCCUCCGAUCCCGUCCUUCUGCGCAAGGUGGCCGAAGUGGAGAUCCCUGCACCAAUUUCAGCGACAACGCCCCCGCCUCGCAGUCCUUCGGCAGGGUCCGGCAAUCGCAGCCUGAUCGAGGACAUACCCGAGGAGGAGCCGGCGCCGCCCCAGACGCCAGCAAAGACCGACGAUGCGGAGGCGGAUGCCGAUGCCGACAGUGAUAACAACAAGUCCGCCAGUGAGGAUAAGGCCAACAACAACCAGAACCAGAGCCAGCACGAGAGGGGAAGAACGACGGGGGCGCCGACGGCCAAUGGUGAUAGCAGCAAUAACAGUCCAGCCGAAGUGUCCUUUGCCGAUGAGGCGCACGAAGAAACAGAAGCCACUGACCAGGUCGAGCGCAGCAAUUGUGAUGAUGAAAACCCCGAUGAGGAUGACGACGAGGAUGAGAACGACGACGACGAUGACGUGGAGGUGGUGGAGCGCAAAAAGGCAACCGCUGCGGCGGACCACAAAGCGGACACAGAAGAGGAGGACGAUGGCCUGAGCAGCGCCGUGUCCGCCGCGUCGGCUCUGGGCCAAUCCUUGGCCACGCCCGCGGCGCGAGAGAUGGCGCUGGUUAGUGAAUAAAACUAUAAUUUAAACAAAAGAAAACCAAGAAAGAGAAAACUAUAUUUGAAUAUUACUAGCUAUUAAGGAUAUGAUAUAUUAUUACUAAAGGGAAACCAACAACAAUCGCAAAACAAAAAAUGUUAACAGAAAGAAUGUUUAUAUAUACACACAAGAAAACCAACAACAAAUUACAUUAGAAUGUCUUUAAAUUUUAAACUAUGUAUUUGAUUAUUAUAUAAUAGUACAGUACAAGUCAAA